AUGGAGAUCAUCCUUUCAACGCUGGCCUUGUUUGCCUUAUUUGUACCCACUGAAUCUCAGGAGAGGUCCCGGGAUGUGCAACUUGAUCCACGUCCAUUUUGGCUGAUUGAUCAGAUGCGUCCAUCUACUUUAAAGGAUCAACUUGCGAUGUGUGCUGAAGACACGAAGCACUACGCCGUUUCGGAUUUCUCCAUUGGACACCGUGGAGCGUGCUUGCAGUUCCCUGAACACACGCUCGAGUCCUAUGCUGCGGCCUUGGAAAUGGGUGCUGGGAUUGUCGAAUGCGAUGUCACUUUCACCAAAGACCGGCAGCUCAUCUGCCGCCAUUCCCAGUGCGACUUGCACACUACCACCAAUGUGGUUACCAUCCCCGACCUCAACGCCAAAUGUACAACGCCAUGGUCGGCUGGUGUCUCGCCAAACUGCUGCGCAUCGGACUUUACGCUUGAUGAAAUCAAAACACUCUGUGCCAAGAUGGACUCCAGCGGCCCGUCCGAAGCCGCUACGGCUGAAGAGUACGCGUAUGGCGGCACUGCGGAUUGGCGUACCGAUUUGUACCAGCUCGAGUCCUGUCCCGAGGUCCCCACGCACAAGGAAAGCAUUGCUUUCAUCAAGGCCGGUAACGGGUACUUCACCCCCGAGCUGAAGUCUCCCAGCGUGGAGAUGCCAUACGAAGGCAACUACACUCAGGAGAUGUAUGCCCAGCAAAUGAUUGACGAGUACGUUGAGGCGGGCGUCCCCCCCGAACAAGUGUGGCCUCAGAGCUUUAGUCCGGACGACGUCUUUUACUGGAUUGACAAUACCGAGUUUGGUGCCCAGGCGGUUGCCCUGGAUGACCAGUACGACCUGAAUACUACGGACGUGGAAGCCUUCCUUGACUUGCUGGUUUCUCGCAACGUAAAAAUUGUCGCUCCACCAAUGCAACGUCUGGUCGAUCCCGCGCCGGACAGCGAGUACUUGAUGACUGCCUCCCAUUACGCCAAUGCUGCGAAGAACCGCAGUCUUGGGGUGAUUGCUUGGACUUUGGAGCGUUCUGGGCCUGGCCUUACUGGCUUUUACUGGGAAACGUUGGAGGAUCAGGUUGAGCUGAACGAAGGCGACCGCUAUAACUUACUGCAUGUACUGUUGAACGAGGUGGAAGUACUUGGUGUUUUCUCGGACUGGCCGGCGACGACGACUUUCUUUGCCAACUGUAUGGGCGCCACGUUGCGGUCGAGUCCCGUCAUGGCUGCAGCCAACGACGAUAGAGUUGGCGGAAUCGGCUCGGUACAAGUGGGGCCACGGCCGUACUGGCUUGUUGAGCAAAUGCGCCCAUCCGCAUUGAAAAAUGAACUCGUUGCUUGUGCGGAUAGAAGCAACGAGUUUCUUGUGUCUGACUUCUCCAUUGGACACCGUGGAGCGUGCUUGCAGUUCCCCGAACACACGCUCGAGUCCUAUGCUGCGGCCUUGGAAAUGGGUGCUGGGAUUGUCGAAUGCGAUGUCACUUUCACCAAAGACCGGCAGCUCAUCUGCCGCCAUUCCCAGUGCGACUUGCACACUACCACCAAUGUGGUUACCAUCCCCGACCUCAACGCCAAAUGUACAACGCCAUGGUCGGCUGGUGUCUCGCCAAACUGCUGCGCAUCGGACUUUACGCUUGAUGAAAUCAAAACACUCUGUGCCAAGAUGGACUCCAGUGGCCCGUCCGAAGCCGCUACGGCUGAAGAGUACGCGUAUGGCGGCACUGCGGAUUGGCGUACCGAUUUGUACCAGCUCGAGUCCUGUCCCGAGGUCCCCACGCACAAGGAAAGCAUUGCUUUCAUCAAGGCCGGUAACGGGUACUUCACCCCCGAGCUGAAGUCUCCCAGCGUGGAGAUGCCAUACGAAGGCAACUACACUCAGGAGAUGUAUGCCCAGCAAAUGAUUGACGAGUACGUUGAGGCGGGCGUCCCCCCCGAACAAGUGUGGCCUCAGAGCUUUAGUCCGGACGACGUCUUUUACUGGAUUGACAAUACCGAGUUUGGUGCCCAGGCGGUUGCCCUGGAUGACCAGUACGACCUGAAUACUACGGACGUGGAAGCCUUCCUUGACUUGCUGGUUUCUCGCAACGUAAAAAUUGUCGCUCCACCAAUGCAACGUCUGGUCGAUCCCGCGCCGGACAGCGAGUACUUGAUGACUGCCUCCCAUUACGCCAAUGCUGCGAAGAACCGCAGUCUUGGGGUGAUUGCUUGGACUUUGGAGCGUUCUGGGCCUGGCCUUACUGGCUUUUACUGGGAAACGUUGGAGGAUCAGGUUGAGCUGAACGAAGGCGACCGCUAUAACUUACUGCAUGUACUGUUGAACGAGGUGGAAGUACUUGGUGUUUUCUCGGACUGGCCGGCGACGACGACUUUCUUUGCCAACUGUAUGGGUGCAUCAUUGCGAACGGCCGAAGAAAUUGAUGUUGCCGUUGAAGGCAGUAACACGAGCGCCUCGGCACAGGUUGGCUCCAUUGUAGCCACCAUCACAAUCUCAGCGCUUGUCCAUUUGCUAAUUUUUACGUGA
Molecule: messenger RNA, 2523 nt
Organism: Phaeodactylum tricornutum CCAP 1055/1
Lineage: Eukaryota; Bacillariophyta; Bacillariophyceae; Surirellales; Neidiaceae
Exons: 3
Coding region: 1-2523 (840 amino acids)
Biological process (GO): lipid metabolic process
Molecular function (GO): glycerophosphodiester phosphodiesterase activity
Source: RefSeq, a predicted model, not a curated record